AUGUCCGCGAACACGCAUCAACACACCACGUCCGCCAAGGUCCUCACUGCCAUCCACAACAUCCCCCGGCGCGUGCGCAGCGGCACGCUCCGCGCCCCGCGCGCGGCCGGCAAAGAGAACGACCCCGGCGCGCCCUCGAAGUUCGCCGCGCUCCCUCCCAUCCCCGAGCCGCGCGCCGAGCCCGCGCGCUGGGCGCCGGCGGCGGACGGCCGGAUCGUGCUCAAGGUCUGGGUGCCGACGACGGACGAGGUGUGGAAGGUGCGCGUGCCGGCGGGAACGGGCCUCGCCGCGUUCCGCGCGCGCGUGGAGGCGAAGCUCGGGUUCGCGGUCUGCUUCUCCGCGGUGCGCGCGGGCAUCCUUCGGAGCGUCGUCGACGAGGGCGCGUUCCGGGAGUGGGUCCGGGAGAGGGUCGUCGACGGGCGCAACACGCUGCUGACCGCCCACCGGCUCGAGUUGCAGUAA
Epithele typhae is the source of this 462-nucleotide messenger RNA. RefSeq lists its product as uncharacterized. Lineage: Eukaryota; Fungi; Basidiomycota; Agaricomycetes; Polyporales; Epitheliaceae. The record is from RefSeq and is a predicted model, not a curated record. The coding region runs from base 1 to 462 and encodes 153 amino acids. The transcript is spliced from 2 exons.